AUGCAAAACCCUGAGCACUCUGGGCUCCUUAGCAAGUGGGUCAUCGAGCUCAGCAAGUUCGACAUUGACUACAAACCAAGAACCGCCAUGAAAGGCCAGGCCGAGGCAGACUUCAUGGCUGAGCUAACCGAGCGUCAGGAUGAACCCAGCAUGGGCACACAAGAGGCCAGCACAGAAAUGAUAACUGUUGAGGAACCAAACCCCCAGCAACAGCCAAACUGGAACCUCUACAUUGACGGCUCCGCUUGCGCCAAGUGCAAUGGGACAUUACCAGCAGAUAAGGUCGAAGCACGACAACUCAAGUGGAGAGCAACCCGGUACAACAUACAGAAUGGCAAACUCUACCGCCAGGGGUUUACUCAUCCCAACCUCCGAUAUCUGACCCCAGAAGAGGGAAAAGACGUGCUUACAAUGAUACACGCCGGGGAAUGUGGAAACUACUCAAGCGCCAGGUCUUUGGCCAAUCGCACAAUGCGACAGGGAUACUUUUGGCCCACGCUCGACGACGACGCCAGAAGGGUAUCAAGGUCCUGCCACAAAUAUCAACAGUACGCUGACCUCCCCCAUGCCCCGGAAAAACCCCUAUCAAUCAUUAUCGGCCCAUGGAUCCAUUCCAUGUGGGGCCUAGACUUAUUGGGAAAAUUUCCAACCGCUAAAGGUCAGUUCAAGUACAUCAUUGUCGCCAUUGACUACAACACCAAGUGGAUAGAGGAGGAACCACUGACUGCAAUAACUAUCGCCAAAGUAACUCACUUCCUCUAG
Molecule: messenger RNA, 762 nt
Organism: Rosa chinensis
Lineage: Eukaryota; Viridiplantae; Streptophyta; Magnoliopsida; Rosales; Rosaceae
Exons: 2
Coding region: 1-762 (253 amino acids)
Molecular function (GO): nucleic acid binding
Source: RefSeq, a predicted model, not a curated record